GAGCACAGGCCCGGUCCCAGGCUCGGCUGCCAAGCAGCAGCAGGAGCCUCUUCCCGCAGAAAUGGUGCCUCCCACGCAGGAGCGAGAUCCCACGGUGUUCGCCGGGUUUUCGGCUCCCGCCGGGAGCUGCGGCCCGGGACUCGCGGGGGUGCUGUGCUUGAACUCUGGACACCUCCUUGUUUUCCUCCUUGCCUCGUGACUUUCAUGGCCUGUCACGGAGGGAAGGCAGAGGAACGAAAGGCGAGAUCCCUGCCUGCUGCUCGCUUCCUGCCUCCUUCCCGCAGCCCGGCCACCGCAGCAGCUCCGAUGGCAACCCCAGCGCCCCAGCCAACCUGCCCGGGGGGGAUUCGGAGCUCCCACGGCUCUCACCUGACCCACCGUCCUCCCAGCACCCGUGUUUGUCCUUGCUUGAUGCUUCGUUUAUUCCCAGAUAUUGGCUAAGACUGCAUCAAACCUGGUAGGAAUUAUGGGGUCGGCGAUCUGAGCCCAGCUCAUCGGUGUUGACUUAUUGCCGACUUUGGCAGGGCAGUGCUGGAUAUGGAUGCCCGUGUGUUGGCUUCUCCUGGAGCUGGGUGCCUGUUCCUCCUGGGCCAAGCCACGCGUGUAAUGGGUUGUUGGAAGUUUUGUGACCUGAUUCCUUGGUGUUUUGGAGUUUCUCAUAACCUAAAUGACUUGGAGAUGGCUUGGAUAAGGGCAGAGUCCUUUUAAUGGGUUGCUCCGGAGGGAGGUGGCUUGGGUUGGAAGAAUAAUGUAUGGGUGACCCAGAUUUUAGAACUGCACCUGAAUUGGGCGAGGAGGAGGCAUCCAUAAUCAGACUUAAGUUGUAACAAAUCUGAGUUCUUGUUAGUUUUUGUUAAUGUUAGGAAGAGCUCGGCUGGCUUCUGUGUAGAGCCUCGUUUUGCCUGGUGGUGGUUGAGGGUGGCAUUUGUCCCGUCCUGCCUGUACAGCAGCCCCGUGGUCUGGGUAGAUCUCAGUGGGUUUAUGCGGUCCAGUUGCUUGUGACAGCAGGUGACUGGGCUUGAGGUUGAUGCUCUCUGAAAUAGUGAGACACAAAUACUUCCUCUGGGAACCUCUUGUGCAUCCUCAUAGACUUUGAUGUAGGAUGUGUCACUGAUGGAGUCUGAAGAAACCAGUGAGGGAGCUACCACUCCCCCAGGAGCCAGCAGCAUCACUGGGGAAGCCUGGGAUUCUUCAGCCGUGGAAGAAGAGCAUCAUGCCACUCACACAGCAGCCAAAAUGAGCACCAGCCCAUCUAACUCUGCAGAGGGAGCAGAGCUCAGCACGCCCAAGGACUGCCUUACUGCUCCAGGGAAAGCAGCAGAGAUGCUGGGCAGACCCUCUAACUCUAUGCAAAAAGUACCAGCAGGACUGGAACAAGGCAGAGGAGAUACAGAGCCUCAAAAGGGACUCUCAGAACUAGAAGGAGAAAUGCUUUUAGAGGAGGGUGGACUGGAUUAUUCUCUGAAACUUAGGCAAUUGGAACUGGUUGGCCUGGAAAGCAGCCAGGACCCUUCCUCUCACAGCAGAGUCCAGGAUGAGCCAGCCCCUGGCAGCCCCAUCCUGCUGGCUGUGAACCUCAGCACUGAGUUUUCUCAGUGCCAGGCAGAACUGACUUUCUGUGGCUCAGACCCUCAGGCCCAGCAAACGAGAUCCCCUUUGGCUGAUGCCAUUUCCUCUCAGAGAGAGACACCUAAGUGCUUUUUGGUGUGUAAAACUGUUUCAGAAGGGCAUUAUAAGGCUGAACCCUUUCUGGAUAAUGUCUCCAAGGAUUCUCUGCAGGAGGUCGAUGCUGGUGUAGAGCAGGAGCAAAGCACCAAAAAGUUGGCACCAGAACCUGGUGAGCAGCCUACCUCAGAAGGAGCAGUAAAUGACACAGCUAAACCUUACACUUCUAAAGAUGUUCAGGAAAACUUAAGAGCACCCCAGGGUUUGGAAGAGAAUACAGAAUCUUCCACUUCACAUCAGCUGUCUUUCGCCUUAACACGUGACAGCCACAUGAGUUCACUACAAGCAGAAGGAAACACCUCAGCUGGUGAAACAGGGAAUACCAGCAUGGUCAAAGGCCAGGGAAUGGUUUCUAAAGAGAACUCAUCUACUUCCAAAUGCCUUCAUCUAGAAGAUGACCACAGAAAAACUGAGGGCAAACCCGGCCCUUCAGCAGAGAGUGCUGUCCAAGGAAAGAGUAUUGCUAAAAGGACAGAGGAAGUGAAUGUUUCACGGCAUAAGGAGUCAGCUUGGGAGGAGGCAGUGUCUGAACUUCAGCAAGAAGAGAAGGAGGAAGAGUGCAAAGAGCAGAAUCUGCUGGAAGAAGGCAAACCUUUAGAGAUCAAAGAUCAGAAAAACAAGGAACAAAAUGAGCAGGAACAACUGCAGAGGGAAGAGCUCAGACCAGGGGAAGAGCUCAAACUAGAGGCUCUAUCAUCAGCUUUUGAGUCAGAGAUACCCUCUGUUCCCAGGCAUAAUGUGGAUGUGUGUGUUUUGGAGUAUGCGUCCUUGUCUGAGCAAACAAAAUCAGCAUUUCCUCCUGGGGAACCUGUCUCUGUGGAACAGCAUCCUGGUGAGGACGUGCUGCUGAAAGCUCAUGUCACAGAAGCGGGUUCUGAAUGUCAGCCACCUGCUGUCAGCCCUCUGUCCUCAAAUAACCUGAACCCAGGGGGGGAAGCUCCACACCUGUGCCACGUCUCUGACCAGGCAGAAGACCUGGAGGACUCUGGCAGCUUUUCCAUCGGUGGUCAGGAUAUUGGAGAAGCUCACUGGGAUGAUAAGACACGACUGAACAGGGAGAAUGAGCACAGUGAUGGCCACAGAAAAGCUGUCCAGAGGUUUGAUAUAAGAGAUGCAUCACUCUGUGGAGGGGUGACAGCACCUUUUAGCACAGAGAACCCAGAGGCUCUUGUUCCAGCACACCGUUCCUCUGGUACCAGUAACUUAGAGCCACCUGAUCCCAAAGAUCUUCAUCCCAUUACAGGAGAAGCUGAGCUGUGGGACUCCACUCCAGCUUGCCCCUCAGAGCUCACCUCAACAUGUGUUCCAGAGCAGGAGGAUGCCAGAACAGCCUCUGUGACCCCUGAGCACUGUCCUGGCACCAGCCUGAAUGAGCUGCCAGACUCUGCAGGGAAGCCACCCAACCAAGCUGCUCCUGCACGAGGGUGGGACCCAACACCAGCAGAAACUGCUGUUGUAAGGACACCUCCAGGGGAGGCCAAGACUUCCCAUGAACUCCUUACUUCUGAGGAGGGUUUUCAUGAGGACCUUAGUGGCCCAUCUUCUUUCUCUGUAACGUACACGAGCUCCCUUCCUCUACAAGGGAGCUUUCCUGGGGAUAGGAGGUUUGUGGCUAGUACUGCAGGGCCUCUGGAAGCAUCCCAAACACCAGGAAGGACUUCCACUCCCCUGAGCCACCCAGAGACAAUUCAGCAAAACUCUCCCCAAAAAAGUGCCAUUAGCCAAGAAAAAGAAACAGGAGAAAAUGUGGAUCAUAAAGCACAAGUGCCUUUAUUUGAUGAGCAUGACUGCAGUUUAUACCAAAAAGAGCCUGGAUCCAGAAUUUCCAGUAUCCUGAGCACCCUAACUUGGCCCUCCGAAGAUGAUACGGUCCUUGCUGUGAACGAGCAAGGACAACCUCUGUCCCCUGUGUCCCACUCAAGCCUACCUCUGGUCUCUGAGCCUGAUGCCAAACAGCUUCCUCAUCCUCCUUCCCACGUCCAAAGGCCCAGUCAAACUCAGGCCCCUGCACUCCACGCAAAUCACCUUGUUCCACCUCCAGCCCCUGAAGGUUACCAGCCACUGGCUCCUGGACCGCGCUCCAGGCCCUCCCUCAGCUGUGGGAUGGAUGAUGGUAAGCUGGGAGCUAUUCACCCCACUCCAAGCCAUCCUCUCCGGACUGCCACCUCUGCAGCUGAUUCCAACUCCCUGGCCUCUGCUUCUGAUGGAGAAAGUCUAGCAGAGAGAGAUGGCCUUGUUCCAGCGAGUGGAGAGUGGGAUCUCGGAGACUCAGGUCCUCAUGAUACAGAGACUUCUGAUGACUCAGGGGUCAGUUUGCUGACCAAAAGUUUUUCAGCUCUUGGAAAUGAAAUGUUGGUUGGCUGCUCUGACGCCAGCCCUGAAACAGCAGAUCACCACAUGGAUAUAGAGAGUGGAAAAUCCUCACCUGACCACCCUUCUUGGCCCUCAUUGGAAGGCCUGAUAGCAUCCCCAGACUCCAAGAGCAGAGACUCUGCACAGCUCCUUCCAAUGCUUGCAUUCACCAAUCCAAUCCACUUCCUCCAGCUCAGCCCUCCGUCACCCCCAACCACUAAAACAACCUGCCAGGACGAGGAGCUGCGAUGGGAGCAGCCUGCAGGCAGCUUCAAUGUGGACACAAAGAACAUCCAGGCUCCACUGGCAGUCACAGACAAAACAGAAGGUGAGAGGAGGGUCAGGCAAAGGCUGGAAGGAGGAGAACACCAGCCAAAGGGUGAAAUGGCCAAACAUGCACCCCUGGAAAAAUCAUCAAGUUGGCCAGACAAAAAAAAUAUUGGGGUAGCUGUGCAGGAGCCAGCAGCCAAUCAAGAAAACACAAUUAAAAGCCGAGUAAAAUCCAAGGACUGGCACCGUCAAGGCCUGAAGAGGAUGUCAGUGCCACCAGACAUCUUGCAGCAGGUUUCUUCUGUUCCUUCAGAGGAAGAAGCUCACAAAGCACACAGGGAGCCACCAGUCAGCUCAGAAACAGUUAUAAUGCGAGAGAAGAAACCUGCAGACACAACAGAGAAUUUCAAGCGCCGGCACUCCAAACUGAUCAACUCCUCAAGAUUGCUGUAUCAGGAGUACAGUGAUGUGGCUCUGAAUAAGGCCAUCCAAAGCCAGAAGAGAGUGGAUUAUCCAGAGGAUAUAGAGUCAAGUUUCCCAAGUUCCCCGAGGCUACGGAGGAAAGUGCUGUCUCCCCAGGACUCAUAUUUGCAACGUCUGUCAGUCUCAUCUAAUGCAUCCCUCUGGCAGGACAUCCCCAUGGUGCGGGGCAGCAGAAUACUGCUCAACAUGUCCCGUGAGGAGCAGAGGCUGCAGGAGGCCAAGUUUGAGUUGAUAAUGUCUGAGGCUUCCUACCUGCGCAGUUUGAACGUGGCCGUGGAUCACUUCCAGCGCUCAGCAGAGCUCCAGGCAAUGCUCACCAACCAGGAGCGCCAGUGGCUCUUCUCCCGCCUCUCCGAUGUGCGCGAUGUCAGCGCCAGUUUCCUCUUUGACUUGGAGGAGAAAUUUGAAGAGGACAUGUUCACCUUCCAUGUGUGUGACGUGGCUCUGAAGCACGCUCCUGACUUCCGCCGGGUGUAUCUGCCAUACGUGACAAACCAGACAUAUCAGGAGCAAACCUUCCAGAGGCUACUAAAUGGAAAUGCAGGGUUCCAGCAAGUCCUGGAGAGAUUGGAAAGUGAUCCAGUGUGCCAGCGCCUCUCACUUAAAUCCUUCCUCAUCCUCCCCUUCCAGCGCAUCACUCGACUCAAACUCCUCCUACAGAAUAUCCUGAAAAGAACCCGGCCCGGGUCUGAGGAGGAAGUGCAAGCAACGCAAGCCUAUGAUGCACUUGAAAAGCUCAUCAAGGAUUGCAAUGAGAAUGUCCAGCGCAUGAAGAGCACUGAAGAGCUGAUCUACCUCAGCCAGAAGAUUGAAUUUGAGUGUAAGAUAUUCCCACUCAUCUCACAGUCGAGGCGACUUGUGAAGCGUGGUGAGUUGACAGCACUGGACUUCAACAACCUGAGUCCAAAAUGGAAAGUCACCUCCCGACCCAUCUACCUGCACCUUUUCAAUGACUGUCUGCUCCUGUCUCGGCCCAAGGAGGGUGGACGCUUUGUUGUGUUUGACCACGCUGCUUUCUCGUAUGUGCGUGGGGAGAAGUGCGAGAUGAAACUGCAUGGGGCAAACAAGAAUCUGUUCCGUCUCUUUCUGCUUCAGAAUAACCAGGGGAAGAGAGUGGAGUUCUUGUUUCGGACAGAGACACACAGUGAGAAGCUGAGGUGGAUCUCUGCUUUGGCUCCUCCACGGGGAGAACCAGAUCUCCUGGAAUGUCCUGAUGCACCACAGGUUCAGUGCAUAAAGGCUUACAAGGCUCGGGAAAACGAUGAGCUGGCUUUGGAGAAGGCAGAUAUCGUCAUGGUUAUGCAGUACAGCAAUGAUGGGUGGAUAGAAGGAGUAAAACUCUCAGACCGGGAGAGAGGCUGGUUCCCCUCGGAACACGUGGAAAACAUCUCCAGCAAACACGUGCGGCAGAAGAACCUGAAGGAGGAGCAACGGGUGAAGAAUGCCAAGCAGCAGGUCUUCUGCAAGAAAUAAGACUCUGUUUGGACUUGUACAGUCUCCCUGCCAUGGGGAAACCAUGGCUUUUCUAUCGUGCCUCAGAAGAAAUGCCUCUGCAAAGAGCAUAAUACACAGCACUUUGACAGGACUGGAUGCUUUUUGCCAAAGAAAGCGAGAAUUCAAUCAGGAAAAACUUCCUCUGUGUCAGCAGGACUAUGGCAGCAAGAGCAGGAAGAAAGGUUGCAUGUAUUGCUUGCUUUGUGGUAGUAGGGAGGGACUUAAAUCCGACAGAGGUCUGGGGUCUCGACUUCUGAAAACAUAUUCCUUGUUUUGCCACUGACAAGUUGCGGGACCUUACGCAUGUCACUUCAGAGUUCUGCCUCAGUUUUGCCAUCUGCAAAAUGGGGGUAAAUUUGCCUACCUCACUGCAUGUUGUGAGGCUAAAUUCACUAGUAUUAGCAGCCUGAGAGCUUCGAGUUCCUGAGAAGGAAGGUGCUAAGUGCAAAGCACAACAGAGCUGAGAAGAAUAUUUCGUUUGAAUAUCCUCUGGAAACCUUCAUGGCGUUGAUCUCCAUAGUGUAAUUUCCAUUUAGGGUAAUUUAUGUAUUAGAUCAUGCAAGUCUACUGGGGUUCAGAUUGGCAAAUAUUUCAUUGUACUGAAAUGCUCUUAAGAGUCCUUGACAGCAUUACAAAAUCCACUGGAAUUAAGCAGAUUUUUCAGAAGCCACUGUGAUGAUUUCCCCCACAUAAGAGGUAUCAUGCUGAGGAAUCUGCUUCACAAAGGUCACCUCUCUUCUGAACAAGCCAUCUGAACUGACCUUUUUUUUUUAAACUCUGCCUCCCCCUGGAACUAGAUCAGUGACAAAGAAAUAGAAAUCUAUUUCGUGUUGGUACACGUCUGCCCCGUACAAAAUAACCAGGACUAGGCACAUGUAACGAAGUGGCACUUAACUGCUGCUCUUACUCUGAUUGCUGAUGUGGUAUUGCAUGCACCAUUUUGCACACUUACGGAGAACACUGAGAUAUUUAGCCACUGUAGAUAAAGUCAAAAUAUGCACCAGGGCCUUUGUGGCCUUUGUUCACUUUUUAAGAACUCUCUGGUUUUAAUUCCAGUUUACAUGCAUUUGUGCAAAACCUGUCUGUUUGAGGAUAUGCCUUCAACUGUAAAAUACUGUUUCUGUGUUAAAGUGUUCAGCUCAGUCAAUGCAAGACCAAGCUUAAGAAUCAAUACACCAAAGAAAGCCACGUGUAGCCUCUUGCAUUUAAUAUAUUUGAAGAAUUAGUUACCAUCCUGUCUCCAGCUUUCUGUCUCUGUAACAUUCUGCCUUUAAAUCCCACUUACAUUGUAUCUAGAAUAGCCUAUUACAGCCUAUUUAUAUCAAUAAUUUUAGCUGGAUUAAAAGAAAAAAGAGUUGCUUUUAGUCCUAAUAAACUCAUGCACUUCUCCAGUUAAAAACC
Catharus ustulatus (Swainson's thrush) is the source of this 7725-nucleotide messenger RNA. RefSeq names its product Rho guanine nucleotide exchange factor 5 (gene ARHGEF5). The transcript is spliced from 15 exons. Gene Ontology annotation, biological process: activation of GTPase activity; intracellular signal transduction. The coding region runs from base 1114 to 6303 and encodes 1729 amino acids. Gene Ontology annotation, molecular function: guanyl-nucleotide exchange factor activity; protein binding. Gene Ontology annotation, cellular component: nucleus; cytoplasm. The record is from RefSeq and is a predicted model, not a curated record. Lineage: Eukaryota; Metazoa; Chordata; Aves; Passeriformes; Turdidae.